Colletotrichum graminicola M1.001 is the source of this 1929-nucleotide messenger RNA. RefSeq lists its product as uncharacterized. NCBI's taxonomy places the organism in Eukaryota, Fungi, Ascomycota, Sordariomycetes, Glomerellales, Glomerellaceae. The transcript is spliced from 8 exons. Gene Ontology annotation, molecular function: myo-inositol:proton symporter activity. Bases 1 to 1929 code for a protein of 642 amino acids. The record is from RefSeq and is a predicted model, not a curated record. Gene Ontology annotation, cellular component: membrane. Gene Ontology annotation, biological process: transmembrane transport.
AUGGCGGACGACAAGCAUAUCGCAGCUGUGCCCUCGGGUGACUACACAGCAUCAAAUAUAGAAAAGGCCCAUCACGGUGCCGCAAUCGAUCUAAACGCCAAUGUUGACGCAAAAAUCAAAAACCCCCUCCUCGGCAUCUCCCGCGCCGACCUUCUCCGUGACGUUGACGCCUUUGCCCAGGAAAAGGGCCUGCAGGAGUACAUCCCCGUGUUGCGCAAAGGCGCGCUAGUUGCCCAGGACCCGACGGGCUACGAAGAGAUUGACGGCGCCGAGGCCCUCGACCAGACCGAGAUCCAGGUCCUCCGUGACGAGGUCCUGCACAAGUGGCGCAUCCCUAAAAUCCUGUACCUAACCAUCAUCACCUGCUCCAUCGGCGCCGCCGUCCAGGGCUGGGACCAGACCGGCAGUAACGGCGCCAACCUGUCGUUCCCCACGGUGUUUGGCAUCGGGGGUACAUCGCAUCGUGACACCCUCCUUGUCGGCCUCGUCAACUCGGCACCGUACAUUGGCAGCGCCUUCAUCGGGUGUUGGCUCUCGGAUCCCCUGAACAACCUCCUCGGUCGCCGCGGUGCCAUCUUCUUCGCGGCGAAUUUCUGCCUCUGGCCCGUCCUCGGCAGUGCCUUUGCCCAGUCCUGGCCGCAGCUGCUCGCCUGCCGUCUGCUACUCGGCAUCGGCAUGGGCGCGAAGGCCAGCACGGUGCCCAUCUUCGCCGCCGAGAACUCGCCCGCGCCGAUCCGCGGUGCCCUUGUCAUGUCAUGGCAGAUGUGGACAGCGUUCGGAAUCAUGGCCGGAACGGCAGCUAACCUAGCCGUCGCCAGGACUGGCGAUAUAGCAUGGCGUCUCCAGCUUGGAUCGGCCUUCAUUCCGGCCGUGCCCCUGGUCCUGUUGAUUUAUGUCUGCCCGGAAUCCCCUCGUUGGUAUAUCAAGAAGAACCGAUACCCGGAGGCCAUGAAGUCGCUGUUACGGCUGCGCAACCACCCUGUCCAGGCGGCCCGUGAUAUCUACUAUAUCCAUACCCAGCUGCAAGUCGAAGCCGAGAUCAUCGGAAGGUCCAACUAUGCUAAGCGCUUCGUUGAGCUCUUCACCAUCCCUCGUGUCAGACGCGCAACCCUGGCUUCGUUUACGGUCAUGAUCGCCCAGCAGAUGUGCGGCAUCAACAUCAUCGCUUUCUACUCGAGCACCAUCUUCAAGGAGGCCGGGACUUCCGAUUUCAACGCCCUCUUGGCGUCCUUCGGCUUCGGCAUGGUCAAUUUCCUCUUUGCGUGGCCCGCCAUCUGGACCAUUGACACCUUCGGGCGCCGGUCCCUGCUGCUCUUCACUUUCCCCCAGAUGGCGUGGACGUUGCUGGCCGCCGGUCUCUGCACGCUCAUCCCGGGUGCCGGAGGUGCCCAUUUGGGACUGGUGGCGCUGUUUGUCUAUCUGUUUGCCGCCUUCUACUCACCCGGCGAGGGACCUGUCCCCUUCACCUACUCAGCGGAGGUCUUCCCGCUGUCCCACCGCGAAGUUGGCAUGUCGUGGGCGGUGGCGACGUGCCUGUUCUGGGCGGCCGUGUUGUCCAUCACGUUCCCCAUCAUGCUGGCCGACCUGGGUGUUAUCGGCUCCUUCUGCUUCUACGCGGGCCUCAACGUCGUGGCCCUCGUCAUGAUCUUCUUCUGGAUGCCGGAGACCAAGCAGCGCACGUUGGAGGAGCUCGACUACGUCUUUGCGGUCCCGACGAGGAUCUUCAUGAAGUACCAGCUCACCAAGGCGCUGCCGUACUGGUUCAAGCGCUGGGUGCUCUUCCAGCGGGACGCCACCCUUGAGCCGUUGUACAAGUUCGACCUCACGCAGGAGGACCACCACGGUAGCGAGACGUACGAGAAGACGAAGAUCGAGCAGCGGGACAACAAGAGCGGCUCCGCAAGCGGUGUCGACGUCACCUCCUCGUAA